Balaenoptera ricei (Rice's whale) is the source of this 2305-nucleotide messenger RNA. RefSeq names its product premelanosome protein (gene PMEL). Gene Ontology annotation, cellular component: melanosome. NCBI's taxonomy places the organism in Eukaryota, Metazoa, Chordata, Mammalia, Artiodactyla, Balaenopteridae. The transcript is spliced from 11 exons. Gene Ontology annotation, biological process: melanosome organization. The record is from RefSeq and is a predicted model, not a curated record. Bases 29 to 2212 code for a protein of 727 amino acids.
GCCUUUGGUUGCUGGAAAGAAGAACAGGAUGGAUCUGGUGCUGAGAAAAUGCCUUCUCCAUGUGGCUGUGAUGGGUGCUCUUCUGGCUGUGGGGGCCACAGAAGGACCCAGAGACCGGGACUGGCUUGGUGUCUCAAGGCAGCUCAGAACUAAAGCAUGGAACAGGCAGCUAUAUCCAGAGUGGACAGAAAGCCAGGGGCCUGACUGCUGGAGAGGUGGCCAGGUAUCUCUGAAGGUCAGCAAUGAUGGGCCUACACUGCUUGGGGCAAAUGCCUCCUUCUCUAUUGCCCUGCACUUCCCUGAAAGCCAAAAGGUGCUGUCGGAUGGGCAGGUCAUCUGGGCCAACAACACCAUCAUUAACGGGAGCCAGGUGUGGGGAGGACAGCCAGUGUAUCCCCAAGAACCUGAUGAUACCUGCAUCUUCCCCGAUGGGAGGGCCUGCCCAUCUGGCCCUUCACCUCAGAGAAGAAGCUUUGUUUAUGUCUGGAAGACCUGGGGCCAAUACUGGCAAGUUCUGGGGGGCCCAGUGUCUGGACUGAGCAUUGGGACAGGCAAGGCAGUGCUGGGCACACACAUCAUGGAAGUGACUGUCUACCACCGCCGGGGGUCCCAGAGCUACAUAUCCCUCGCUCACUCCCGCUCAGCCUUCACCAUUACUGACCAGGUGCCCUUCUCUGUGAGCAUGUCUCGGCUGCAGGCCUUGGAUGGAGCGAACAAGCACUUCCUGAGAAAGCAACCUCUGACCUUUGCCCUCCAGCUCCACGACCCCAGUGGCUAUUUGGCUGGGGCUGACCUCUCCUACACCUGGGACUUUGGAGACAGUACUGGGACCCUGAUCUCUCGGGCACUUGUGGUCACUCACACUUACCUAGAGUCUGGCCCAGUCACUGCACAGGUGGUGCUACAGGCUGCCAUUCCUCUCACAUCCUGUGGCUCCUCCCCAGUUCCAGGCACCACAGCUGGGCAUAUGCCAACUGCCGAGGCCCCUGGCACCACAGCUGGCCAAGUGCCUACUGCAGAAGUCAUAGGCACUACACCUGCUCAGGUGCCAACUGCAGAGCCCUCUGGAACCACAGCUGUGCAAGUGCCAACUGCAGAGGGCAGAGGUACCACAGCUGGCCAAGUGCCUACUGCAGAAGUCGUGGGCACUACACCUGCUCAGGUGCCAACUGCAGAGCUCUCUGGAACCACAGCUGUGCAAGUGCCAACUGCCGAGGCCCCUGGCACCACAGCUGGCCAAGUGCCUACUGCAGAAGUCGUGGGCACUACACCUGCUCAGGUGCCAACUGCAGAGCCCUCUGGAACCACAGCUGUGCAAGUGCCAACUGCAGAGGGCACAGGUACCACACCUGAGCAGGUACUAACCUCAGAAGUCAUAAGUACCACACCUGCAGAGAUGCCAACUGCAGAGGCCAUAGGUACGACACCUGAAGUGUCAACUGCAGAACCCUCUGGAACCACAGUUGCACAGGUAACAACUACAGAGCUGGUGGAGACCAUAGCUGGAGAGGUACCCACCCCUGAGCCUGACAGUCCAGAUGCCAGCCCAUUCUUGUCUACAGAAGGUAUUACAGGCUCCCAGAGCCCCCUGCUGGAUGACACAGCCACCUUAAUCCUGGUGAAGCGACAAGUCCCCCUGGAUUGUGUUCUGUAUCGAUAUGGCUCCUUUUCCCUCACCCUGGACAUCGUCCAGGGUAUUGAGAGUGCUGAGAUCCUGCAGGCUGUGCCAUCCAGUGAAGGAGAUGCAUUUGAGCUGACUGUGUCUUGCCAAGGCGGGCUACCCAAGGAGGCCUGCAUGGACAUCUCAUCGCCAGGGUGCCAGCCCCCUGUCCAGCGGCUGUGUCAGCCUGUGCCACCCAGCCCAGCCUGCCAGCUGGUUCUGCACCAGGUACUGAAGGGCGGCUCGGGGACCUACUGCCUCAAUGUGUCUUUGGCUGAUGCCAACAGCCUGGCAAUGGUCAGCACCCAGCUUGUCAUGCCUGGUCAAGAAGCAGGCUUCGGGCAGGCUCCCCUGUUCCUGGGCAUCUUGCUGGUAUUGAUGGCUUUGCUGCUCGCAUCUCUGAUAUAUAGGAGAAGACGUACGAAGCAGGGCUCAGCUCUCCCCCUUCCCCAGCUGCCACCCGGCAGAACCCAGUGGCUACGUCUGCCCUGGGUCUUCCGCUCUUGCCCCAUUGGUGAGAGCAGCCCCCUCCUCAGUGGGCAGCAGGUCUGAGUACUCUCACGUGCAGCGUGGAGAGCAAUGCCUAUCUUUUCUCCAGUCUUCCCUUGGAGACUACCAUUGCCUGAAAUAAAGACUCAGAACCUG